AUGUCAGCGUUGAGUCAAAAUAGAUCAAGUGCCAGUAUGGCAAUACCAAUGCUUUGUAAAUUCAUUUCAACCCUAGUCAUUCUAUUAUUCGCUUGCCACUACGCCUCGAGUGCAACAACGACGGUGACUACCAGUACGCAGAAAACCCUCCCAUCGGUUGCAUCAGCCCGUGCCGCCGCCACACGUGCUCCAAUUUCUGAUGAGAUGCUGGAUCACGCGCUUAAUGAUAAAAGAUAUUUAAUGAGACAAUUAAAAUGUGCUCUUGGCGAGGCACCUUGUGAUCCAGUUGGCCGCAGGUUGAAAAGUUUAGCUCCAUUAGUAUUAAGAGGUGCUUGCCCACAGUGCACAGCCCAAGAAACCAAACAAAUUCGUAAAACAUUAUCGCACAUUCAAAGAAAUUUCCCAGCAGAAUGGAACAAGCUUAUUCAAACAUACCAAGGUUGA
Molecule: messenger RNA, 444 nt
Organism: Ctenocephalides felis (cat flea)
Lineage: Eukaryota; Metazoa; Arthropoda; Insecta; Siphonaptera; Pulicidae
Product: putative odorant-binding protein A10
Exons: 3
Coding region: 1-444 (147 amino acids)
Source: RefSeq, a predicted model, not a curated record